GGCAAGCAGACAAGCAGUACAAAAUGAAAGUGAAACUUUCUGAGCACAAUACUGCAUAGCCACAGACAGACAAGUCUUUGGAUCUUUUUGUGUGUAUGACCUGAGGUUUAUCACAUUCUUUCCUUGGAGGAAAAAACCUAUAAUGGCAGCAGGCCGUAAAAGAGACCCAGUUUGGCAAUAUUUUAAUGAAGUUCCUUUACCUAUCGGUAAGGCAGGCAUGCGUGCAAAAUGCAAACACUGCAACAAAGAAAUGCAAGGCCUGGUGGCCCGAAUGAGGCAACAUCAUGAGAAGUGCUGUGAUGAAGAUGACCAAAGAAACACAUUUGAACAGGCAGGAUCUUCAGGGGAAUUCAUGGAUUCUGGAAACUAUCCACCUUCAAGAUCACCAUCCUCCUGUUCUACAGUUUCAGAGUUAUCCAUCCAGGAUAGUGCUUCAUUAGCAUCAUCAUCAGACACCCACAGCCACAUAUCACUAUCACCUAAAAGAAAGAAAAAACCCUUCCCUCCUGGAACCACCAUAGAUAAGUUUGUGAUAAAAACUAGCAGAUUAGAAAAAGAGUUAAUUGAUGAAAAAAUUGCCCAGUUUGUUUAUGCAACGAACUCUUCUUUCCGUCUGACUGAGAACCCACAUUUCAUUAAUAUGGUUCAGUCACUGAGACCAGGAUACAGUCCACCCAGCAGAGCAGAUGUUGCAGGGAAACUGCUGGAUAAAGUGUAUGACAGAGAAAUGGAGCAAUGUGCAACAGCUCUGGAGGGUAGAAUUGUUAACCUAAGUAUUGAUGGGUGGAGUAAUGUCCACAAUGAUCCUAUUGUAUGUGCUUGUAUAACAACAGAAGAAGGGAAAGUCUUCCUUGCACAAACAAUUGAUACGUCAGGAAAUGCACACACAGCAGAAUACUUACAAGAAGUGGCAGUAAAAGCUAUAAUAACAUGUGAACAAAAAUUCAAAUGUCUAGUACGCAGUUUGGUCACAGACAAUGCUGCAAAUGUAUCCAAGAUGAGAAGAAAUUUAGAAGAGCAGGAAGGGAAUACAAAGCUAAUAACAUAUGGUUGCAGUGCUCAUUUGCUGCACCUCUUAGCCAAAGACUUAAGUGUUCCAGAAAUAAAGACUAAUGUUGUUGAAAUUGCUAAAUACUUCCGUAACAAUCACUUUGCUGCAGCAGCUCUGAAAAGGAUGGGUGGAACCAAGCUAACGCUCCCACAAGAUGUUAGAUGGAACUCUGUGGUGGACUGUUUUGAGCAGUAUAUCAAGAACUGGCCUAUUCUGAUGACAGUUUGUGAACAAAAUCGAGAUAAAAUAGAUGGCACUAUCACGGCCAGAAUCCUCAACAUUGGGCUUAAGAGAAAUGUUGAACAUAUGCUGAGCAUCCUGAAACCCAUCUCUGAAUCUUUAAACAAAAUACAGAAAAAUAGCUGUUUUAUUGCUGAUGCUGUUGAAAUUUGGAAGGAACUGAGUGAACACUUAAAAACAGAACUACACAUGGACAGAAUUAAAUUACAAGCAUUAAAAAAACGAAUGGGACAAGUACUGUCUCCAGCUCAUUUUUUGGCAAAUAUUGUCAAUAUCCAGUACCAGGGUCAAAACUUAAGUGCUGAGGAAGAGGAGUUAGCUAUGACAUGGGUAUCCAGCAAUCAUCCAUCUGUAAUGCCAACUAUAAUAAACUUCAAAGCUAAGGGGGAACCAUUCAAGAAAUAUAUGUUUGCUGAAGAUAUUUCAAAGAAAGUCACACCAGUGAACUGGUGGAAGUCACUUAAGCACUUGGAUUUAGAGACUGUUCAAGUAAUGAUUUCACUUUUAACAGCAGUAGCUUCUUCUGCAGGCGUUGAAAGAAUAUUCUCUUCCUUUGGACUCAUUCAUUCUAAAUUGAGAAAUCGUUUGGGACCCGAUAAAGCAGGAAAGCUUGUUUUUCUUUUCCAGAUUAUGAACAAAGAAGAAGAUGAAGAUGACGAGUGAGCUACAGAGGACAGUAUUUAAGUUUUUCAUGUGUAGGCUGGGCUGACAGUCUAAGUUUCUUAAAAUAUAUAUAUUUUGUUUAGCCAAAUUAGUUAACAAACAUGGAUGUUUGUUUAAGCAAAUA
Messenger RNA from Hemicordylus capensis (graceful crag lizard), 2078 nucleotides. RefSeq lists its product as uncharacterized. Gene Ontology annotation, molecular function: DNA binding; protein dimerization activity. Bases 143 to 1954 code for a protein of 603 amino acids. Lineage: Eukaryota; Metazoa; Chordata; Lepidosauria; Squamata; Cordylidae. The transcript has 2 exons. The record is from RefSeq and is a predicted model, not a curated record.